AGAGAGAUAGUGAGUGAUGCAGAAAUAGGGAAGUACAAAUUGGUAAACUUGCAAAGAGAGAGAGAGAGAGAGAGAGAGAGAGAGGGAACAUAAAGUACAUGGCGUUUGUAUUUAAGUUCCUAUAAGUAGAGAGAGAACAAAGUGAGUUGUAGACUUGGACACACAGCAUUAUAUCAGGACCUAUAGACACCUGUAGAGAGCACAACAAGAUGAGGAUCCUGCUGAUAGUCCUCCUCCUCUCCUUCAUGACAGGUUGUUUGAGCUCCUUCAAAGUGACAGGAUCCUCUGGAGGAACUGUCAUCAUCUACCGUCAUUAUUCCACAGAAGACAGAAGACGUGAGAAAUAUUUCUGCUUGGGGCCGAACCGUUUGAGAUGUAAGGAUCAAAUCAGAAGUGGAUUGAGGACCACCUGGCAGCACAGUGGUAGAUUCUCUCUGUAUGACAACACUGGAGAAAACUACUUCAAGGUGAUCAUCAGACAACUGACCAGACAAGAUGAAGGGACCUACUGGUGUGGAGUGGACAUACCUAUUAUACCUGACAGUUAUACCAAGGUAGAGCUGGAGGUGAAGAAGGAUGACUGCUGUGAGAAGUCAGUCACAGAGACGGCCUUUCUGGGAGGAGAAGCUACCAUCAGAUGUAACUAUCCAGAGGACCAUGAGGACGACAUCAAGUAUUUCUGCAAGGAACAAGAUCGCUUCAUCUGCAAUUCCAUGAACUCCAAAAACAACAAAAUAUCUGACACCGUACAGCGAUUCUCUGUGUCUGACAAUAGAGGAGAGAGAUUCUCCACAGUGACCAUCGGUGACCUGACUGAAGAUGAUACUGGGACCUACUGGUGUGGAGUAAAAACCAGCAGGACAGAACAACGUUACAUUACACUGAUCACACGGGUGAAGCUGCUUGUUAUAAAUUGGAGGGAUGUCAAACCAAUCAAUGUGACUGAGCAGGUUGGGGAGACUGCCAGGCUCACUUGUAAAUAUCCAGACGACCAUAAGCGUAAUGAGAAGUUCUUCUGUAAAGGGGACAGUCCUUUAACCUGUGAAGAUAAUGUAAGAACUACGGUACAUCAUGAAGUUGUGUAUAAAGGCAGGUUUUCCCUGAGGGAUAACCCCAGAACAACAGUCUUCACAGUGCACAUCAAAGAGCUGAGACCAGAGGAUUCUGGGACAUACUGGUGUGGAUCUGAUAGAAGAUGGAGACCUGCAGACUUCACCAGACUUAUCCUCUCUGUGGUGGCACCAACUACCACCAUCAUGAAAACCAAAACUACAGCCCCACCCACAACCACCUUCCUCUCACUAUCUUCACCAUCAUCAUCAUCAUCAUCAUCAUCAUCAUCAUCAUCAUCAUCAUCAUCAUCAUCAUCAUCAUCAUCAUCAUCAUCAUCAUCAUCAUCAUCACCAUCAUCAUUUUCACCAGCAUCAUCACUCAACGGAUCUGGUACCUCAGAGUUCAUCAUGGUGUCUGUUAGUCUGGUAGUGUUACUGCUGCUGAUCAGCCUGAUCAUAGUCUACAGAUGGAAAUACAACAAGGACACAGGAUCUGUCUCUUCAACACACAGAGUGAGUCCAGACACAGGAAACAAUGAAGGGGGUUGUCAUGGUGACGGUGACUAUGAGGAGAUAAUGGAGCGCCCCCUACAGUCAGACUCAGAUGCUGCGACCUCCACCAUCUAUGCCACCGCCAACUUACCCACAAGCUGCUCUGACUCUCCCCACUACGCCAGCGUCAAUUUCCACAAGAUCCCCAGAUUCCCCGAUGAAGCCAGAGUCACCAUUACUAAAGAGGGCAGGUGCCCCAAUGAAGCCACUGCUUCCAUUGCUAAAGUGGGCAUUUCAUCAUGUGACUACGCUACUGUGAACUUUGGUCAAAGCCCCGUCUACUCUACAGUCAAUCAUCCACACAGCUCCUCUGAGGCUCCUCCCAUCUACUCCACAAUCAGCAAACCCAGAGACACCUGAGUCAAUGGCAACCAAUCACAAGAUACAUACACACACUGGCGACCAAUCACAAGAGACAUAUUUUAACUAUAUGCGCUGACCUCUAUUUUUUUUUCUCUCUCCAAAGCCAUCACCUACAUAGAGAUGAACCUGGAGUAGAGUCCCCUAAGCAAGCCGGUCCUGGGGCUCUGUUCACAAACACAAACAGACCCCACAGAGUCCCAGGACAGCAAGACAAUUAGACCCAACCAAAUCCUGAGAAAACAAAAAUAUAAUUACUUGACACAUUGAAAGAAUUAACAAUAAAAAAAACAGAGUGACUGUGACUGAUCCAAAAUUAAGGAAAGCUUUGACUAUGUACAGACUCGUGAGCAUAGCCUUGCUAUUGAGAAAGGUCGCCGUAGGCAGACAUGGCUUUCAAGAGAAGACAGGCUAUGUGCUCACUGCCCACAAAAUGAGGUGGAAACUGAGCUUCCUAACCUCCUGCCCAAUGUAUGACCAUAUUAGAGACACAUUUCCCUCAGAUUACACAGAUCCACAAAGAAUUAGAAAACAAAUCCCAUUUUUAUUAGCUCCCACGUCUAUUUGGUGAAAUACCACAGUGUGUAAUCACACAGCAGUUUCCACAAGAAAUGGGCAACCAGUGAAAAACAAACGUCAUUGUAAAUAUUUAUUUUCUCUUAUUUACUUUAACUAUUUGCACAUCGUUACAAAACUCUAUAUAGACAUAAUAUGAAAUAAUGACAUAAUAUGAAAUAAUGACAUAAUAUGAAAUAAUGACACAAUAUGAAAUAUAUUUAUUAUCUUGGAACUUGUGUGAGUGUCCAUUUAACUUGCUUCGGCAACGUAACCAUAUGUUUCCCAUAACAAUAAAACCCCUUGAAUUGAAAGGGAGAGAGCGGUAGAAAGAGAGAGGGAGAGAAAGAGAGAAGUAGUGAGAUUUGUGUCCAAUGCAUGACCAGAUAUAGUUGAUUCUGUCUAUAUUAUCUGAUAGCCUGAUAACAUUAUAUAACAUCAUAGUAUAGUUGUCUGAAGGUGAUAGAAUGAUGGAAGGGACAGAUGCAUCAUACCAAAUCAAAUCAAAUCAAAUUGUAUUUAUCACAUACACAUGGUUAGCAGAUGUUAAUGCGAGUGUAGCGAAAUGCUUGUGCUUCUAGUUCCGACAAUGCAGUAAUAACCAACAAGUAAUCUAACUAACAAUUCCAAAACUACUGUCUUAUACACAGUGUAAGGGGAUAAAGAAUAUGUACAUAAAGAUAUAUGAAUGAGUGAUGGUACGGAGCAGCAUAGGCAAGAUACAGUAGAUGGUAUUGAGUACAGUAUAUACAUAUGAGAUGAGUAUGUAAACAAAGUGGCAUAGUUAAAGUGGCUAGUGUUACAUGUAUUACAUAAGGAUGCAGUCGAUGAUAUAGAGUACAGUAUAUACGUAUGCAUAUGAGAUGAAUCAUGUAGGGUAUGUAACAGUAUAUAAGGUAGCAUUGUUUAAAGUGGCUAGUGAUAUAUUUACAUCAUUUCCCAUCAAUUCCCAUUAUUAAAGUGGCUGGAGUUGAGUCAGUGUCAGUGUCAGUGUCAGUGUGUUGGCAGCAGCCACUCAAUGUUAGUGGUGGCUGUUUAACAGUCUGAUGGCCUUGAGAUAGAAGCUGUUUUUCAGUCUCUCGGUCCCAGCUUUGAUGCACCUGUACUGACCUCGCCUUCUGGAUGAUAGCGGGGUGAACAGGCAGUGGCUCGGGUGGUUGUUGUCCUUGAUGAUCUUUAUGGCCUUCCUGUAACAUUGGGUGGUGUAGGUGUCCUGGAGGGCAGGUAGUUUGCCCCCGGUGAUGCGUUGUGCAGAUCUCACUACCCUCUGGAGAGCCUUACGGUUGUGGGCGGAGCAGUUGCCGUACCAGGUGGUGAUACAGCCCGCCAGGAUGCUCUCGAUUGUGCAUCUGUAGAAGUUUGUGAGUGCUUUUGGUGACAAGCCGAAUUUCUUCAGCCUCCUGAGGUUGAAGAGGCGCUGCUGCGCCUUCUUCACGAUGCUGUCUGUGUGAGUGGACAAAUUCAGUUUGUCUGUGAUGUGUAUGCCGAGGAACUUAAAACUUACUACCCUCUCCACUACUGUUCCAUCGAUGUGGAUAGGGGGGUAUUCCCUCUGCUGUUUCCUGAAGUCCACAAUCAUCUCCUUAGUUUUGUUGACGUUGAGUGUGAGGUUAUUUUCCUGACACCACACUCCGAGGGCCCUCACCUCCUCCCUGUAGGCCGUCUCGUCGUUGUUGGUAAUCAAGCCUACCACUGUUGUGUCGUCCGCAAACUUGAUGAUUGAGUUGGAGGCGUGCGUGGCCACGCAGUCGUGGGUGAACAGGGAGUACAGGAGAGGGCUCAGAACGCACCCUUGUGGGGCCCCAGUGUUGAGGAUCAGCGGGGUGGAGAUGUUGUUGCCUACCCUCACCACCUGGGGGCGGCCCGUCAGGAAGUCCAGUACCCAGUUGCACAGGGCGGGGUCGAGACCCAGGGUCUCGAGCUUGAUGACGAGCUAGUCGAUGAACAGCAUUCUCACAUAGGUAUUCCUCUUGUCCAGAUGGGUUAGGGCAGUGUGCAGUGUGGUUGAGAUUGCAUCAUCUGUGGACCUAUUUGGGAAGUAAGCAAAUUGGAGUGGGUCUAGGGUGUCAGGUAGCGUGGAGGUGAUAUGGUCCUUGACUAGUCUCUCAAAGCACUUCAUGAUGACGGAAGUGAGUGCUACGGGGCGGUAGUAGUUUAGCUCAGUUACCUUAGCUUUCUUGGGAACAGGAACAAUGGUGGCCCUCUUGAAGCAUGUGGGAACAGCAGACUGGUAUAGGGAUUGAUUGAAUAUGUCCGUAAACACACCGGCCAGCUGGUCUGCGCAUGCUCUGAGGGCGCGGCUGGGGAUGCCGUCUGGGCCUGCAGCCUUGCGAGGGUUAACACGUUUAAAUGUCUUACUCACCUCGGCUGCAGUGAAGGAGAGUCCGCAUGUUUUCGUUGCAGGCCGUGUCAGUGGCACUGUAUUGUCCUCAAAGCGGGCAAAAAAGUUAUUUAGUCUGCCUGGGAGCAAGACAUCCUGGUCCGUGACUGGGCUGGUUAUCUUCUUGUAGUCCGUGAUUGACUGUAGACCCUGCCACAUGCCUCUUGUGUCUGAGCCGUUGAAUUGAGAUUGUACUUUGUCUCUGUACUGACGCUUAGCUUGUUUGAUAGCCUUGCGGAGGGAAUAGCUGCACUGUUUGUAUUCGGUCAUGUUACCAGUCACCUUGCCCUGAUUAAAAGCAGUGGUUCGCGCUUUCAGUUUCACGCGAAUGCUGCCAUCAAUCCACAGUUUCUGGUUAGGGAAUGUUUUAAUCGUUGCUAUGGGAACGACAUCUUCAACGCACGUUCUAAUGAACUCGCACACCGAAUCAGUGUAUUCGUCAAUAUUGUUAUCUGAUGCAAUACGAAACAUAUCCCAGUCCACGUGAUGGAAGCAGUCUUGGAGUGUGGAGUCAGCUUGGUCGGACCAGCGUUGGACAGACCUCAGCAUGGGAGCUUCUUUUUUUAGUUUCUGUCUGUAGGCAGGGAUCAACAAAAUGGAGUCGUGGUCAGCUUUUCCGAAAGGGGGGCGGGGCAGGGCCUUAUAUGCAUCGCGGAAGUUAGAGUAACAAUGAUCCAAGGUUUUUCCACCCCUGGUUGCGCAAUCGAUAUGCUGAUAAAAUUUAGGGAGUCUUGUUUUCAGAUUAGCCUUGUUAAAAUCCCCAGCUACAAUGAAUGCAGCCUCCGGAUAAAUGGAUUCCAGUUUGCAAAGAGUCAAAUAAAGUUUGUUCAGAGCCAUCGAUGUGUCUGCUUGGUGGGGGAUAUAUACGGCUGUGAUUAUAAUCGAAGAGAAUUCUCUUGGUAGUUAAUGUGGUCGACAUUUGAUUGUGAGGAAUUCUAAAUCAGGUGAACAGAAGGAUUUGAGUUCCUGUAUGUUUCUUUCAUCACACCAUGUCUCGUUAGCCAUAAGGCAUACGCCCCCGCCCCUCUUCUUACCAGAAAGAUGUUUGUUUCUGUCGGCGCGAUGCGUGGAGAAACCCGCUGGCUGCACCGCCUCCGAUAGCGUUUCUCCAGUGAGCCAUGUUUCCGUGAAGCAAAGAACGUUACAGUCUCUGAUGUCCCUCUGGAAUGCUACCCUUGCUCGGAUUUCAUCAACCUUGUUGUCAAGAGACUGGACACUGUUCUCUGUGAAGGACCAACACUGAUGUCUCCAGAUGCCAUAAAUGUUGUAGAGAGGUUUGGGAGGGUUGUGGAGAGGUUAGAGGAUGUUGUAGAGAGGUUUGGUAAGGUUGUGGAGAGGUUAGAGGAUGUUGUAGAGAGGUUUGGUAAGGUUGUGGAGAGGUUAGAGGAUGUUGUAGAGAAGUUUGGGGAGGUUGUGGAGGUGUAUGGGGAUGUUGUAGAGAAGUUUGGGGAGGUUGCGGAGGUGUAUGGGGAUGUUGUAGAGAGGUUUGGGAAGGUUGUGGAGGAGUAAGGGGAAGUUGUAAGGAGGUUUGGGAAGGUUUGUGGAGGUGUAUGGGGAUGUUGUAGAGAGGUUUGGGAAGGUUGUGGAGGUGUAUGGAGAUGUUGUAGAGAGGUUUGGGAAGGUGGUGGAGGUGUAUGGAGAUGUUGUAGAGAGGUUUGGGAAGGUGGUGGAGGUGUAUGGAGUUGUUGUAGAGAGGUUUGGGAAGGUUGUGGAGGUGUAUGGAGAUGUUGUAGAGAGGUUUGGGAAGGUUGUGGAGGUGUAUGGGGAUGUUGUAGGGAGGUUUGGGAAGUUUGUGCAGACAUGAGGUGACAGUUGACGGUCUAGUAGGAGCUGUGUGUAAAACGACAGAACAGGCAUCCACAAAUACUGUCACCAUUUUGCUUUUCUCUAAUGAUGGUAUCGAUGAUAUACAUGUCAAUAGUCCAAUCUACCUGCAUCAUCCCCAUAUUGUUAUUAUUUACUGUUCUGCUCUUUUGCACACCAGUAUCUCUACUUACACACCAGUAUCUCUACUUACACACCAGUAUCUCUACUUACACACCAGUAUCUCUACUUACACACCAGUAUCUCUACUUACACACCAGUAUCUCUACUUACACACCAGUAUCUCUACUUACACACCAUCAUCUCUACUUACACACCAGUAUCUCUACUUACACACCAGUAUCUCUACUUACACACCAGUAUCUCUACUUACACACCAGUAUCUCUACUUACACACCAGUAUCUCUACUUACACACCAGUAUCUCUACUUACACACCAGUAUCUCUACUUACACACCAGUAUCUCUACUUACACACCAGUAUCUCUACUUACACACCAGUAUCUCUACUUACACACCAGUAUCUCUACUUACACACCAGUAUCUCUACUUACACACCAGUAUCUCUACUUACACACCAGUAUCUCUACUUACACACCAGUAUCUCUACUUACACACCAGUAUCUCUACUUACACACCAGUAUCUCUACUUACACACCAUCAUCUCUACUUACACACCAGUAUCUACUUACACACCAGUAUCUCUACUUACACACCAGUAUCUCUACUUACACACCAGUAUCUCUACUUACACACCAGUAUCUCUACUUACACACCAGUAUCUCUACUUACACACCAGUAUCUCUACUUACACACCAGUAUCUCUACUUACACACCAGUAUCUCUACUUACACACCAGUAUCUCUACUUACACAUCAGCAUCUCUACUUACACACCAGUAUCACUACUUACACACCUUCAUCUGCUCAUCAUCAUCUGCUCAUCCAUCACUCCAGUGUUAAUCUGAUAAAUUGUAAUUACUUUGCUACUGUGGCCUAUUUUUUGCCUUACCUCCUCACACCAUUUGCACACACUGUAUAUAGACUGUCUUUUUAUAUUGUAUUCUUGACUGUAUGUUUGUUUACUCCAUGUGUAACUCUGUGUUGUUUGUCGCACUGCUUUGCUUUAUCUUGGCCAGGUCGCAGUUGUAAAUGAGAACUUGUUGUCAACUGGCCUACCUGGUUAAAUAAAAUAAAAUACAGUACUCUGUAAAGUCUCUCCUCCUGUCUGUGGUCAGGUCUGAUGGUAUCUAUGAUAUAUACAGUACUCUGUAAAGUCUCUCCCCCUGUCUGUGGUCAGGUCUGAUGGUAUCUAUGAUAUAUACAGUACUCUGUAAAGUCUCUCCCCCUGUCUGUGGUCAGGUCUGAUGGUAUCUAUGAUAUAUACAGUACUCUGUAAAGUCUCUCCUCCUGUCUGUGGUCAGGUCUGAUGGUAUCUAUGAUAUAUACAGUACUCUGUAAAGUCUCUCCCCCUGUCUGUGGUCAGGUCUGAUGGUAUCUAUGAUAUAUACAGUACUCUGUAAAGUCUCUCCUCCUGUCUGUGGUCAGGUCUGAUGGUAUCUAUGAUAUAUACAGUACUCUGUAGAGUCUCUCCUCCUGUCUGUGGUCAGGUCUGAUGGUAUCUAUGAUAUAUACAGUACUCUGUAAAGUCUCUCCUCCUGUCUGUGUUCAGGUCUGAUGGUAUCUAUGAUAUAUACAGUACUCUGUAAAGUCUCUCCUCCUGUCUGUGUUCAGGUCUGAUGGUAUCUAUGAUAUAUACAGUACUCUGUAAAGUCUCUCCUCCUGUCUGUGGUCAGGUCUGAUGGUGUGGACCAGUGUUGGUCUGGUAGUCAUGGUGACAGUGUUAGGUCUGGUCCUGCUCCUGUUUUACAGACAGAGGAGAGGAACCAGGAGAACACUACCACCAGUCUACUCCAACACACAACCUGACCCUACUGGAGAGGUGAGAUACAAGGAGGGUGUGUGUGUGUGUGUGUGUGUGUGUGUGUGUGUGUGUGUGUGUGUGUGUGUGUGUGUGUGUGUGUGUGUGUGUGUGUGUGUGUGUGUGUGUGUGUGUGUGUGUGUGUGUGUGUGUGUGUGUGUGUGUGUGUGUGUGUGUGUGUGUGUAUAAAU
This is a messenger RNA of Oncorhynchus keta (chum salmon), 8833 nucleotides long. RefSeq names its product polymeric immunoglobulin receptor-like. The transcript is spliced from 9 exons. Lineage: Eukaryota; Metazoa; Chordata; Actinopteri; Salmoniformes; Salmonidae. Bases 210 to 1964 code for a protein of 584 amino acids. The record is from RefSeq and is a predicted model, not a curated record.